UGUGCUGUGUCCCUUGGACACAGCGGAUCACCGAUCCAUGGAAAGAGCUGAAGAUGUCAGCUUGGUCAUGUGAUCAGCUGUGUCCAAUCACAGCUGAUCACACUGAUCAUCAGAUCACUGAUGAUCAGUGUGCCCUGAUGAUCAGUGUAGCCCCAGCAGUGCCAGCUGUCAGUGCUCAUCAGUGCAACGUGCCAGUGCCCAUCAGUGCCACAUCAAUGCCACAUAUCAGUGCCUACCAGUGCACAUCAAUGCCACAUAUCAGUGCCCAUCUGAGCUGCCUUUCAGUGUCACCCAUCAGUGCCAGUCAGUGCCACCUAUCAAUGCCAAUCAGUGCCACCUAUCAGUGCUGCCAAUCAGUGCCACCUAUCAGUGCCAGUCAGUGCCAGUCAGUGCCACCUAUCAGU
Staurois parvus is the source of this 404-nucleotide messenger RNA. Lineage: Eukaryota; Metazoa; Chordata; Amphibia; Anura; Ranidae. The record is from the annotation of a GenBank genome assembly.